Paramecium sonneborni is the source of this 1940-nucleotide messenger RNA. Lineage: Eukaryota; Ciliophora; Oligohymenophorea; Peniculida; Parameciidae. The record is from the annotation of a GenBank genome assembly.
AUGAAUUAAAAAUAUUUUGAAAUUUCUCCCAUUCCAAAGCAUAUUAAAGCUUUGUCUAAUUUUUAGAAGUGGAUUAAUGUAGGAUAAGGCUUAGACUCAGCUUUAUUGGUAGGAUUAAUUGAAUAUCAUUUUAAAAUAAACAAUGUAGAGAUCUUAAAAUCUAAAUUAUUUGACUUCAAUCCAAAUAAUGAGGCUGUGGUAAAAAUUAAAAAUUUACUAAAUAUUUAUUAAAAUAAACCAUCUGGCUUUCUAUAAUUUUUGGGAUAGGUUAAAAUCUAAGAUUCUUAUGGAAAGUACUUUUAAGAUGUUAUUAUUCCUUACUUUAGAUAUAACUAUAAAAAUAAUCCUGAAGAAAAGAUUAAUUUUUUAUCAUAAACAUUUCAAGUUUAAUAUCAAAUAAUAAUUGAGCAUUCUUAAAAAUCAUCUGAAAAAUAAUUCAAUUAUGGAAAUAACCCCAUUAUUUUGUACAAAAAAGAAGAAAAUUAUUAUCUAAUUUAAUAUUAAUUAAUUAAACAAGCACCAAUAGAAUAGAUAUGUGCUUAAUGUAAAAAUUAAAUUAAUCCAAUCCUUUUACCAUGUCAUCAUUUUCUUUGCUUCUUAUGUAUAAAAAAAGAAUUUUAGGUUUCCAAACUUAUAUAAUCUUUUACUUGUCCCUAUAACCAAUGUUAAUUUCUCUUAAAUAAAACAUUUUAUUAGAAUCUUUAGCAAUAAUAUGAAAAUUCUAUUUGUAAGCAAUGUGAUUAAACUAAUUCAAACAAUCCUAAUCAACCUUGCAAGAAUUGUAUUGAAUCAAUUAAAAUUUAAAAUUAAGCUUCUUAAUCUAUUUAAAAAAUUGAAAAUUCCAAGAUCUAAAAUAAUUCAGAGAUUAUAAAAAAUAAUAUUUAAUAAAAUUAGAUUUUAUAACAAUAAUAAUAGCCUUAAUCUUCUGAUUCUAAUUUAAAAUAAAUAAUCAUUCAAGAAGAAAAUUCAUAGAUAUCAGAAAAAAAGAUGGAAAACCAACAAUAAAAAAAUAAUUAAUCUACAUAAUAAACUUUUAAUUCUAAUUUAUAAAAUGAACAAGAGAAGUAAAAAAUAUAAAUUGUAGAGAUUUUAUAAAAAUGUAGUAAAUGCAAAUAAUAAUAAAUGUAAAAUAAUAUCAUAUAAAUUUCAUGCUCUCAUUAUUACUGUAUUAGUUGUGCAUAAUAAUUAUGUCAAUAUAGAAACUAAUUUAUGUGUUAAGAGUGUGGGAAUUAUGUUUAAACAAAUGUUGUUUUAUUAGCAAUUUAAAAUAAUUAUUAAAAAUAAGAUUAAAAAUGUUGUAUAUGUAAGCAAAUAUUUAAUAUGUCAUUUUUAUUUUAAAAUUAAUGUUAAGAUUUUAUUUGUGCUCCUUGUUUAGAAGUGUUAGCUCAAAAAAAAUAGACUUAUUUAAGAUGUCCUUUAUGUGGAAAGGGAAUAAGAGAAAGAGAUGCUGAUUUAUUUUUUGAUAAAAUUUUGAAUUUAAAAUUAGAAUAAACAAAAUAAUAAGAUGAAUAAUUUGAAUAAUGGUAAUAGAAAUAAUAUGAGAUUCAGAGAGACUAAAAUAAUAAAUAUAAUUAAUAAAUUUAGAUCCAAACUUACAAAUCUGAAAAUGAAUAGAUUAGUAAAAAAGACUCUAAAAUGAUAGCAAUUGAAUAAAAAAAUUAACAUAGCAACUUAAUUUAAUUAGAAGAACCUUAAAAUUGUUCAUUUUGUUUUUCUCUAUUUACAGAUUAUAACACUCGUCAAUUUCUAACCUAUUGUCAGGAUUCAAGGCAUUUUAUUGGUGUUUGUUGUAUAAUCUUUCCUUCAGAUUGUCCCUAAUGUUAACUUUAAUCGCUUAAUAUUGAAAAAGGUCUAAAUUAUUCAUUAUUUUAGGAAAUUUAAGAUUUGAGUUAUAAUGCAUCAAAACUGAUGAUACUUUAAAUAUUAAUUAAUACAUUUGA